AUGAAGGAGUCACGGAAAGCAGCUGAAGCUUGGCACUGUGAGAAGCUGCAAGAGAUUAUUGGUGAAGGUGCACCCUCAGUAGCAGGUCAAGACCCAGGAUUGAAGGGUCAUGCAGAGAAGUUGAGGCUUGGCAGCAUGAAGAGGGCCUUUGAGAGGCUAUUGGUGAAAAUAGUGGCAGGAUACGGCACCCUCAAGAGAGAUCUGAAGUCAUGGACGACGGUCGCCCUUCUUGCCGUGCUCUCCCUGGUGAUGGUGGCAGUGACCAUUGGACUUCUGGCUCACUACUUAGUCUCUGGCCAGAAAAUGGAAUAUUAUCAAGGGACCUUUACAAUUUCAGAUACUCAAGCCAAUCGCAAUUCAGGACAAAAGAUGAAUGAAAAAUUGAAAGAAAUUAGGGAAACAACACCCUUCACAAUAGUAGAUGAAAUAUUUAUGGAUUCAACCUUGAACAAGCCCUACAUCAAGAACUAUACAGUAGGACUUACUCCAGAAGAAGAUGAUGUGAAAGCGGACAUUGUUACAGUGUUCCAGACUCCCUCUGCUGAGCAAAGGACCAUGGGAGAAAAGAAGAUCCACAGCAUCUUAAAUCAGAAGACAAGGAACACAAGAGCCUUGCCAGCUGAUGUCUCUGUAGUUCAAGUUAGUGCAAUGUCCUCAUCAGCAGGGAAGGUUAACUUUCCAAAUUGUGGCAAACGAGCUAUCCCAUUAAUUGCCAACAGAAUAGUGUCUGGAAACCUUGCAGCCAAGGGUGCCUGGCCUUGGCAAGUUUCCCUUCAGCGCAGCAACUUCCAUCAGUGCGGGGGCACCUUGAUUGGUAACACGUGGGUCGUCACUGCAGCACACUGUUUUAGAACUAAUUCUAACCCACGUCAAUGGACUCUUAGUUUUGGAACAACGAUAAACCCUCCUUUAAUGAAAAGAGAUGUCAGAAGGAUUAUUAUGCAUGAAAGGUAUCACCCCCCAGCAAGAGACCAUGACAUUGCUCUCGUGCAGUUUUCUCCCAGAGUCACCUUUUCAGACGAAGUACGCCGAAUUUGUUUGCCAGAAGCCUCUGUAUCGUUCCCUCCAAAUUCAACUGUCUACAUCACAGGAUUUGGAGCACUUUACUAUAGUGGGGAAUCCCAAAAUGAGCUCCGAGAAGCCAGAGUUCAGCUCAUAAGCAAUGAGGUCUGCAAACAACAACAGGUGUACGGAAAUGACAUAAAGCGGGGCAUGUUCUGUGCUGGGUUUCUGGAAGGAAUUUACGACGCCUGCAGGGGUGAUUCUGGGGGACCAUUAGUUGUAAAAGACAACAAAGACACAUGGUACCUCCUUGGAAUUGUGAGUUGGGGAGACAAUUGUGGUCAAAGGAACAAACCUGGAGUUUACACACAAGUGACUUAUUACCGACGCUGGAUUGCUUCAAAAACGGGCCUCUAA
Messenger RNA from Psammomys obesus (fat sand rat), 1419 nucleotides. RefSeq names its product transmembrane serine protease 11A (gene Tmprss11a). Lineage: Eukaryota; Metazoa; Chordata; Mammalia; Rodentia; Muridae. Gene Ontology annotation, molecular function: serine-type endopeptidase activity. Bases 1 to 1419 code for a protein of 472 amino acids. The record is from RefSeq and is a predicted model, not a curated record. Gene Ontology annotation, biological process: proteolysis. The transcript is spliced from 12 exons.